AUGGACCCACGCAAUCAAGACAGCGGCGACUCCGGUAGCUCCACCAUCUCACCGACCUUGCGUAAAGAUAUCAACCUUACGAACCGAUUAUCCGCCUUACUCGAUGCUGCUCGCAAUGAAGAUCUCACGUCCGAGUUGCAAAUACUUCCAACAGCAGAACCUCGUGAGGUGUUGAGCCGGGUUCUGUCGCUGAGUUCCGUUAUCUCUACAGCCUCCUCAUUCGCAUUUUUCAACACUGUACAGCAGACAUCUUCUGUUGGGCUUCGCAGUAUUGGCUUUGGCCAAUGUGGAAUUGUCUUCGAGCGGCCCGGUCGUGCUUAUGUCAUAAAAAUCGCCCGUCCGUCGUUCGAAAAUGCCCUUUGGGUAGAUUUUCAAGCCCACUUGGCAGUGUACCAGGCCUUCACAGACCAGCAGUCCGUUGAAGUACGGGUUCCCGAAAUAUUCUCAUAUGUCCCAAAAACGAACAAGCAAUGGUGGGACUCGCAUAUUGAUCUUUUUCACAGAUCACAUCUCUCUUUCCCUCUACCGGCAAUGGCAUUAAUCACAGAACGAAUACUGCCACUACCCAAACUUGCUCGACAGGCUCUGAUAGAUGCCUAUUGUCCCGCAUCGUCGCGACUCGCUGUAAGCUCUCACGAAACCAACCGUGAUUGCUUGGCGCGUAUCUAUCUUGGCCGUCGCCGAGGUGCGAAUGACCCGCCCUCGCGCAAUUUUACCUUGAGGAACUUCAACUUGUGUUUGGAUCAGAUGAUCGAGCUAAAUCUCCCAAUCCAGAACUACGCUAAAGCUAUCGGGGAGGCUUUGGCAAUUAUGCAUUGGUCGGCAAAUGUGGAUUGUUACGACAUUGAAUUUGUCCUAGGCAGCGAAGCAGAGACGACAUACACCCAGAACAUUUGUCGUUCGUUAGGACUUAGCGCAAAACAGGUUGCAACGAUGCCUCCUCACUCAGACAUUGACGGAAUGAUGCGUGUCAACUUUCGCCGCCGAACAACCCGUGUCUGGGUUCUCGACUUCAAUUUGUGCAAUCUAUGGGAAGAAAGACUGGCACUGGAAAAGCCAGAUGACUUGAUAACUCAUCUUGCGGCUGCGUUUUUUGAAAACGACCCGUACUACCCUCGCCCAUCGGAAGAUUCCGAACCCGAGAAGUCUCUCUGGUUCACGUUCAGCUCUUCAUACCUAGAUGUAGCAGCAAGGCUACUGUCAGUUGCAGGGAAGGAUCCACGGCUCUUGUCGCUUCCCGGAAAGUUCAUUGAUGCUUGUGUGUCAGGGCAAUCGGAGAUUUUAGCGCAGCGCAAUUGA
Molecule: messenger RNA, 1299 nt
Organism: Penicillium psychrosexuale
Lineage: Eukaryota; Fungi; Ascomycota; Eurotiomycetes; Eurotiales; Aspergillaceae
Product: zinc finger protein
Exons: 1
Coding region: 1-1299 (432 amino acids)
Source: RefSeq, a predicted model, not a curated record